Marchantia polymorpha subsp. ruderalis is the source of this 1976-nucleotide messenger RNA. The record is from the annotation of a GenBank genome assembly. NCBI's taxonomy places the organism in Eukaryota, Viridiplantae, Streptophyta, Marchantiopsida, Marchantiales, Marchantiaceae.
CAUCUCUGAAUUCAUUCGGUCUUGACUUUCUGCAGAGGCCUCUUUCCUUGAGGAUGGAAAGAUCGAAAGACAGAGAGAUAGCUCGGAAUCGGAUUUUCUGGCACCAUUGAUAGGAGGCACUCAAAGCUUACCACCUAAAAGAGCGAGACGAAGGAGACGGGAAGGAAUGCUCACAAGGAAAGUGGGCUGCUGUCAAGCUCUCUUUUCUUCCCUCUCGUUCCUUAGAUCGAAUCUACAGACUGGCAGGCAUAGCCCAUCCCCAUCCGUUCAUCCCAUCUGUGGCUUGUUCCCAGCUGCUGUCUAUUGUCCCAAGCUACUGCGGCUACGUAGUCUAGUACUCAUACUACAACCACUAGUGCCUCUUCUCCAACUACUAAAACAUCUAUCUGCUGCACUGCUGCUGCUUCGUCUGCCCAGUCUAUGGCUGGGUGUGUGGGCAGUGUGGGGUCUAGGUAGGGCUGUUGCAUAUGUCAGUCAGUUGAGUUCCUGGUAUCAGAGCUUGUGUCUGACAUCCGGUACCACGGUACUGUACUACGGCCCCCACACCAUCACUCAUCGAUGGAGGGGCCAUAGCCGAUUUUGGUGGGGGUGCAAGAGAGCAGUGUUGAGUCCAGCUGACGUUGAGUUAUGCUCAAGCUCAAGGUGCUUUUGAGUGCUGCGCUCGACGUGGCACCUUUCCUGGGCCUCGAGCUCGUGGAAUUUCGUCCGCUGGGUGCCGACGUUUCUUUUGUUGUCGGGAUAUAAACAAUGUUGCUUCUUGCUGCUCAGUAAUCAUCUGUCUGUCCUCGGGGGUGGAGGUCUUAUAUGGCUCCGGAGAUUUUCCCGAUGGCUUAUGAAAAAGGGAUGCGGAUAUGAGCACAGUGUAGAUGGGGGUGGGGGUGGGGAUGGGGUGGGGGAGUGACUUUUCGGUUCAUCCUCGACCGCUUUCGCGGCUCUGAUGUUCUUUGUGAGGAAUAUUUGAAGGUCAUCGAGCGACGAAUGAGAACAAUUCGAGGAGAUGGUCACUCUUAACAGUGGGGCAUGGUUUGGCGCCUUUUGAGGGAGUCCGGACCUUGGCAACUGAGGCUACUGUGAUGCAAGGCGUGCUGUGCAUUGCGCUAUCAAUAACCUGACGUGCUCUGCUGCUGAUUCUUUCUCAUCGGCAUGAUCUCGGUUGGUGUCACUCCUUUGGCUGCUUCUUUGGCGAAUGAGAGUCACAGCAUGGAUAUUUUGUUCGCCACCACCUACAAGCUCCCAUUCCGAACAUAAACCCUCGAAGAAACUGAGCCACAAAUAUGGACAAAGACCUCUCAUGUGAACGAGAGGGAACUCUGAGAUCCGAAAGACAAAAAUGGUCGAGAUACGCGGCACAUAUACGCUGACUCCAGACACUGGGGCAGCUACCCACGGUCAAAACUGCUUUACUAGACGAGAAACAGGUGAAGAGAGCACCUGUUCCUGGACAGUAACCGUCAUGAAUGGUCGAGAUGUACACUAAUCACAGGUUCUAUCUAAGCUGAGGUCUUAUCUGAGCUGACCGUACGAGAGUAAAGGCUAAGACGAGAGAAUAUGCGAAAUGCGUGCCAGACUAGUGAGUGCUAGCAAGAGUCGAUGGCGAGAGAGUGUAGUGUGGCUAGGACCAACAAUUUGGAUGAGUAGGGAGAGACUCUGUAAGGCAAUAUCUUCACACUCAAGUGGUACGUUCUCGCUUUCUCACGCCUGGAUAUGGACGGACGGAUGGAUGGAUGGGUGAGGACGUGUAUGACGAUAAAAAGCAGCAGAUUCAUUCCACUUCAAAUUGUGUGGACGAUGUUGAGAAUAGAGUCACGACGAUUUCAUUGUUUGUAGCAACAAAACUCAGGUGACUACACCUAGCACUUCAUGUACCUUAUGGUACAUCUCUGUAUGUUCAUAAAGUGUGCAGACAGUCAAAUGUAUUCACCACCAAAGUCGCAAUGAUUCAGUGCAUGGAUACAAUCCAGGUCAACCCAGUUGCC